This is a messenger RNA of Mangifera indica (mango), 2130 nucleotides long. Its product is annotated as IRK-interacting protein-like. NCBI's taxonomy places the organism in Eukaryota, Viridiplantae, Streptophyta, Magnoliopsida, Sapindales, Anacardiaceae. The record is from RefSeq and is a predicted model, not a curated record. The transcript is spliced from 2 exons. Bases 292 to 2031 code for a protein of 579 amino acids.
CUUGCUCUCAAUUCCAUUCACAACGAACACAAAACUUCAUGGACUCCAAGAUACCUCACAAACCUACUUCAAAUUUCUCUUUCUCUCUCUCAAUAUCUUCUGAUUCUCGUCCAAGAUUGUAGACAAGAUAAAUGUCAUGUUAAUCUUCCAACGCCAAAUCCAUCCUUUAGAUUCCACCUUCUCAAUUCCCUUUGUUAUUUUCCUCCAUUGAACACAAUUGCUGUGACUGUCUCUUUCAUUCCUUUCUUUGUUCCCUUUUUUGGUCUUAUUAUCCUGUUUCUUCCCCUGCUCAUGGCUGCUGCCACCACUGCUUCUUCUCAAAUAUUUCAAAAUCAUAAUACUAAUACUUCAGUUAGCAGGCACGAAAUUCAAGCCGCCAUUGCUGAAGCAGUCGAAUUGAGAGCUCUUCAUGCCGCUUUAAUGAAAGGCAACAGCCCCGCCAAUUCUCGAUGCCCUUCUAGUCCCCCUGGUUCUCUCCCUGUCUCUCAGUUCUGCGCUCAAGAUUACCCUGUUUUCACUCCUAGGUAUGACGACGAACCAGCACCUGGGUGUCAUCCAGUCUUAUCAAAGAAUCCUUCUAGAACCUGGGAUGAUUGUGGACUUGAAGGGAAUGAGACUGGUUUUUUGGAUUACAAGAAGGAGAACUCAACUUCACAGAAAGGAUUUCCUUCAGAUUUUGCCACAUUAGAGUCACAUACUUGUCCUACUGAGGACCGAAAAUCUGUCACUGGUCCAACCUCUAAGCACAUCAAAGUUCUUCAAAACUCUCCAGGAGCAACAGAAUUCUACAAAUUGAGAAGGGGAAGCAGCUUGGGAGACUUCAAAUCAGUUUCAUCUUGCAAUAGAUGCAAACCUGCAACCAUCACCACUGCGCCUGAAAAUGUCACCAGGAACAUCAAGAAGUCUAACAUUGUUGUCCCAUUGACAGAUUCACAUUCAUCUGCUCGAUCACAAUCGAAAAAUAGGGGAGUGAUUUCAUGGUUGUUUCCGAGGUUGAAGAAGAAGCACAAGUGGGAGAAUUCCCCAAACCGGACAAAAUCCGAAGAAGUUUCACAGAUUUUCAAGGACUUGGGGAUAUUAUCAGUUGAAACAUUGAAGAGAGAAUUGAUCAAGGCGAAUGAGAGUCGGGACGCGGCGUUAAAUGAGGUUUCUGAAAUGAAAUCUUCCUUUGAGGAGCUGAAACAAAGACUGGAGUACUUGGAAUCCUACUGUGAAGAGCUGAAGAAAGCUUUGAGACAAGCUACAAAUUUAAAGGGCUCCCAGUUUCCUGAAAAUCCUGGAAAUUUUCCCUGGAGAGGCAAGUCCAUUGAUGGGAAUUCGGAAAAUUUGACGCCUGUGAGUGAAGAAGUAAUGGUGGAAGGCUUCUUGCAGAUAGUUUCCGAGGCAAGACUAUCUGUAAAACAAUUCUGCAAGACGCUCAUCGCGCAAAUAGAAGACACGGAUCAAUCUCUGAUGUUGAAUUCCCUUCUUCAACCUUACAAAUUAUCACUAACUUCAAAAUUCUCAAAGGCGUUUUCAUGCCAUUUGGAAGCAAUAAUAAACCAAACACUCUACAUGGAUUUUGAGAAUUGUGUGUUUCAGAAAAAUGGUAAACCAAAGCAUCUAGAUCGUCAACAAGAUCGCCAGGCGCAGUUUUUGUCCUUUGUUUCGCUGAGAAAUCUGAGCUGGAAUGAAGUAUUAAGGAAAGGGACUAAAUAUUAUAGUGAAGAAUUCAGCAAAUUCUGUGACCAAAAAAUGAGCUGCAUAAUCACAACUCUAAAUUGGACUAGGCCAUGGCCAGAACAACUUCUGGAGGCAUUUUUUGUGGCUGCAAAAUGCAUAUGGCUACUUCAUUUACUCGCGUUUUCAUUCAGUCCGCCACUGGGGAUCUUGAGGGUGGAAGAAAACAGGAGCUUUGAUGGACAUUACAUGGAGGAUUUGUUCAUGGAAAGGCAGAAAUCACUGGGGGCAAGCAGGGUUAAAAUAAUGGUGAUGCCAGGAUUUUAUGUGCAGGAUAGAGUAUUGAGAUGUAAGGUACUUUGCAAAGUAUAAAUCGGCAGCUUAAAUUUCAUUUAGAAUAUUAUGCUAGUAAAUAGUAAUUAUCAAAUUGAUGUUGUUUUAAUAAAUAUUUCAGGUGGGUUUUUAAUUUAA